AUGGGCCCUCCACUUAACGCGGCACCAAUCUCAUGGCAAGAAAUCCAAGAACUUGCGCCUAUCGCUCGCCAAGGAGCGGCGGAACAACUUUUGCACCUUUGGAAGAGACAACGACACCGAAUUGAUCCAGAGCCACUCUGGGGAGAUGAGAUCGAGUACACCUUGAUUAACCUCGAUAAGAGCACAUCCAAAGCAACGCUGCUCUUGAGCCAAGAGGAUGUUCUGCGCCAAUAUAGGAAGCGUUGCGAAGGAGAGAACAUUGAGCCUUGGAACGCGGUUUCUUUUCAGCCGGAAUGGGGUCGAUAUAUGGUUGAAGCCACCCCCGGGGAACCGUAUGGGGGAGAAAUAACUGCAUUAUUGAAUGCGGAAAGCAACAUGCGUUUAAGGCGGAAGUUGAUUCGACAAUGUUUACUACCAGGUCAACAUCCUGUGACUCUCAGUGUCUUUCCUGGCCUUGGUACGCGUGGACAAUUCACAGCAUCUGAGCUGAGCCGCGUCUUUCCACAAGCUGCUUUGUACCGCCAAAUAUAUCAUCCAAGUACACGCUAUAUCAUGGUCACAGAGAGCUUAGCUGCCCGACGACAAGGACGGUUUGAAAGCCAUAUCCCGGUUUUUCGAGACGAAUCGACGGAGCAACCGUUUUACGACAAAACCGCGUCGUAUGAGUACUCCACAGAGCAUCCACCCCCAGCAGACCCGAAAGAGGGUCAUCUGCAUCUGGAAAGCCCCGGCCUUGGCAUGGGAAGCUGCUGCAUUCAAGUCACGAUGCAAGCACCAAAUGAACCUGAGGCUCGAUGGUUGCACGAUCAGCUUAUGGCAUUGGGGCCGCUCAUGUUGGCAUUGACUGCUGCAACACCUAUGUACAAAGGCUAUUUGGUCGAUACAGAUACACGCUGGGGACGAAUCUCCGCAUGCCUCGAUGAUCGCACGACUGAAGAGCUGACCACAAUCCCACCUCGCUAUUCCUGGAAUCGGACAUAUAUCUCGUCAGAGAAACCGCUGGAUGUGGAAAACAAGACACCUCUGCAGCCUGUCGAUGAGAAAGUUAAAUGCCGUCUUAUGGAUGGCGGAAUGGACGAGCCUUUGGCGCAUCACUUCGGAACCGUUCUUUCUCGUGACCCUAUGAUUUUGAGUCGAGAAGAUAUCGAACAAUUUGACCCCAACCAUACGGGUCUCUUUGAUAUGCUUUACAACAGUGUAUGGCAACAUGUACGCCUGAAGCCCCCGUUGAGUGACUCUGGACCCGGCUGGCGAGUCGAAUUUCGGCCAAUGGAAGUUCAGCUGACAGACUUGGACAAUGCGGCAUUUUCCAUAUUCAUUUACCUUCUCUCGCGCGCUAUCACCAUCUUUCAUCUGAGCUUCUAUAUUCCUAUCGACAAGCUGAGCGACUCCAUGGAGCGAGCCCAGAAACGCAACGCAGCGCUCGACCAACGAAUCUGGUUCCGUCGCACGGGCUGGUCUACAACAGAGCCACAUAACAACCACGCAUGUGAGGGAUGUUCACCAGAUUGCUGCAUGAAACCAAAGACAAGCACAUGGAGAAGCUCUAAAGAACCCUAUCAAGACCCUUCCUCGCCGUAUGCUCUGUUAUCCAUGGAUGAGAUUGUGAACGGCGAGAACCGGAAAAUUUCAAACGGGUUUCCGGGAUUGAUCAACAUCGUUUGGGCCUAUUUGCAGUACAUUGAAACUCCGUUACUGGAGAGAAAGCGAUUGAAGCCGUAUCUAGACGUGAUCAGCAAACGGGCCAGUGGAGAGCUUCCAACCCCUGCGCAAUGGAUGAGGUCAGUGGUCAUGACACAUCCGGAGUAUCAGAGAGAUAGCCGCGUGGGGGAGAAGAUUCGGUAUGACUUGAUGCAAGAGAUAGUCAGUAUGGAGGAGUAA
Molecule: messenger RNA, 1881 nt
Organism: Aspergillus homomorphus CBS 101889
Lineage: Eukaryota; Fungi; Ascomycota; Eurotiomycetes; Eurotiales; Aspergillaceae
Product: glutamate--cysteine ligase
Exons: 7
Coding region: 1-1881 (626 amino acids)
Biological process (GO): glutathione biosynthetic process
Cellular component (GO): glutamate-cysteine ligase complex
Molecular function (GO): glutamate-cysteine ligase activity
Source: RefSeq, a predicted model, not a curated record